Rubroshorea leprosula is the source of this 3640-nucleotide messenger RNA. NCBI's taxonomy places the organism in Eukaryota, Viridiplantae, Streptophyta, Magnoliopsida, Malvales, Dipterocarpaceae. The record is from the annotation of a GenBank genome assembly.
AGAAUAUGAAUGAGGAAAUCUAUACUCAUUUGCUCUCACGUAAUAAACCCUCGCCUCCCUUCUCCUACUUCACCGGUGGCGGCUAGGGUUUGCAGCCUCCGCACUCUCUCGUCUUCUUCGAUCGCCAGAGCGGCAACCAUGCCAGGAGUUGAUCCACAGGAAACGGAGUGGCCGGCAAAGAUAGUCAGGGAUACUUUCAUCAAGUUCUUUGAGGAAAAGGAUCAUGUCAAUUGGAAGUCCAGUCCGGUUGUUCCUCUCAAUGACCCUACUCUUUUGUUCGCUAAUGCCGGUAUGAACCAGUUUAAGCCAAUAUUCUUGGGUACGGCUGAUCCGAAUACUUCCCUGAGCAAACUUACUCGGGCGUGCAACACCCAGAAGUGCAUUCGAGCUGGUGGUAAGCAUAAUGAUCUAGAUGACGUAGGAAAGGAUACCUACCAUCAUACCUUCUUUGAAAUGCUCGGUAAUUGGUCUUUUGGAGAUUACUUUAAGAAGGAAGCUAUUGAGUGGGCAUGGGAGCUUCUCACCAAGGUUUAUAGGCUGCCUGCAGACCGGAUUUAUGCCACAUACUUUGGUGGUGAUGAGAGAGCUGGUCUUGCUCCUGAUAGUGAAGCUCGAGAUAUAUGGCUCAAGUUUCUACCACCUGGACGUGUGCUGCCAUUUGGUUGUAAGGACAAUUUCUGGGAGAUGGGUGAUACUGGUCCUUGUGGGCCUUGCACUGAAAUACAUUAUGAUCGAAUUGGCAAUCGUGAUGCUGCAUCAUUGGUUAAUAAUGAUGACCCUACUUGCAUUGAAAUAUGGAACCUUGUUUUCAUUCAGUUUAACAGAGAAAAUGAUGGUUCCCUUAAACCUUUGCCAGCUAAGCAUGUUGACACUGGCUUGGGUUUUGAACGAUUGACUUCUGUACUUCAGAACAAGAUGAGCAAUUAUGAUACUGAUGUUUUCCUGCCCAUCUUUGGUGCUAUCCAAGAGGUGACAGGAGCUCGACCAUAUUCUGGAAUGGUUGGGCCAGAUGAUAUUGACAAAGUUGACAUGGCAUAUAGGGUUGUUGCUGACCACAUUAGAACUUUGUCAAUUGCAAUUGCUGAUGGGGCCUGUCCAGGCAAUGAUGGUCGUGAAUAUGUUCUAAGGCGUAUUCUUCGGCGAGCUGUUCGUUAUGGAAGUGAAGUCCUAAAAGCUCAGGAGGGAUUUUUUAGCAGGCUUGUGAGUGUUGUUGUGCAAGUGAUGGGCGAUGUUUUUCCAGAGUUGAAGCAGCAUGAAGCACACAUUACAUCUACAAUAGCUGCAGAAGAAGCAAGUUUUGGAAAGACUUUGCAGAAGGGAAUUGAGAAAUUCAAGAAGGCAGCUCAGGAUGUUCAGGGAAAGUCAUUAAGUGGGCUGGAUGCAUUUAUCUUGUGGGACACAUAUGGGUUUCCCCUAGAUUUAACUCAGUUGAUGGCAGAAGAAAGAGGUUUGGUUGUUGAUGUUGAGGGUUUCAAUAAUGCCAUGGAUGAGGCAAGGGAAAAAUCAAGGAGCGCACAGAAUAAGCAAGCAAGUGGUACUAUUGUCAUGGAUGCAGACGCUACCUCUGCAUUGCACAAGAAUGGUGUUUCUUCAACUGAUGAUUCCCUUAAAUUUAUUUGGUUCCAGGACCAUCAAAGCACAAUUAAGGCUAUUUAUACUGGUUCAGAGUUCCUGGAAAGUGCUAGUGCUGACAAUGAGGUUGGCGUGGUUUUAGAAUCUACAAAUUUCUAUGCUGAGCAAGGUGGUCAGAUUUUUGAUACAGGACUUCUUGAGGGGUCCUUUGGCUCAUUCCAAGUUAGUGAUGUUCAAAUUUAUGGAGGCUUUGUACUUCAUAUUGGUUCCCUUUCUGGGGUCUCAAGCAGAUUCUCAGUCGGUGAUAAAGUUAUUUGCAAGGUUGACUACGCUAGGCGUAAACUCAUUGCUCCUAACCAUACCUGCACGCAUAUGUUGAACUUUGCUCUCAGGGAAGUUCUAGGUGAUCAUGUUGACCAAAAGGGUUCCAUUGUUCUUCCUGAGAAAUUAAGAUUUGAUUUUUCCCACAGUGGGUCUGUCAAGCCUGAAGAUUUGAGAAAAAUUGAGUCAAUAGUGAACAACCAAAUAAAAGAAGAGUUGGAUGUGUUUACCAAGGAGGCAACUCUUUCUGAAGCAUUGCGUAUCAAUGGCUUGCGAGCAGUGUUCGGAGAAGUCUAUCCAGAUCCAGUUAGGGUAGUGGCAAUCGGUCAAAAAGUGGAGGAACUUCUGGCUGAUCCAGAAAAUAAAGAAUGGAAAUCCAUUUCAGCAGAACUAUGUGGAGGUACACAUCUAUCAAAUACACGAGAAGCUAAAGCCUUUGCUCUCUUAUCUGAGGAGGGAAUUGCAAAUGGAGUUAGAAGGAUAACGGCUGUGACGACUGAUUGUGCCUUUGAGGCAAUGAAAUUGGCAUCAUUGCUUGAGCAGGAAGUAACUGAGGCAUCCAUGAUGGAAGGAAGCUCACUGGAGAAGAAAGUGGCUUCUCUGAAAAGUCGUGUGGAUUCAGCAGCUAUACCUGCUGCUAAGAAAACUGAUAUCAGGGCCAAGAUUGCCAUACUUCAGAAACGAUUAAUAAUGGAACAAAAGAAGAUUGCUCAAGAGAAUAAGCUGAAGGCUAUCAAAAUUGCAACUGAGGCAGCUGAAGCUGCUGUUUCAGAUGGAAAGGCCUUCUCCAUCUGCAAAGUUGAUGUUGGGUCAGACGAUCGCGCUGUUCGUGAAGCAGUAGUGAAAGUUACUGAGCAGAAGGGAAUUCCAGUUAUGGUUUUCAGUAUAGAUGAAAUUACAAACAAGGCAAUCGUCUGUGCGUGCGUGCCAGAAAAAUCAGAGAUGAGCAAGCAGUUGGAGGUGUCAGAAUGGUUAACAACUGCUUUAGGCCCUCUGAAAGGAAAGGGUGGUAAAGGAAAGGGUGGUCUGGCUUCAGGACAGGGAACGGAUGCAUUGCAUGUCAAUGAGGCUUUUGAUUUGGCGACUUCAUUUGCGUCAAUGAAACUGGGAUGAACUUGAUGUUUGUGCUUUGUAGUUUUUUACUUCAUGAAAACCUUUUUCCUGUUAUACAAAAGAAAAAAAAAAUACAACAGAUUUGCGGUUAAUUUCUUCUAUUUUCUCAUCUUUUGAUUAUAUAUUCAUUGUCAUACACAAUGGAAUGUUACAAUGGACAGAUGUAUAAGGAUCAUCAUAGAGUCUACUGUGAACCUUGUGUUUCUGUACUAAUAUUUGGGAACCCCAUUCUGUAUUUAAAUAUGCAAAUGGCAGUUAUUCUCCGGUGGAGUAAAGCGAGAAUGAAGGAGAUGAUGGAAAAGAGGCGGGAAGUGGUGACAGCCCCAAUCUGGUGACAGGAGAAGAUGAGGGAGGAGAAUCAUUACCAAUCUGAUCUCUGUCUCUAGAUCUGGAGAUAGAAUUUAAGGGUUCAACUGAAACGGAAGAUGGAAAGGGCCGAAGGGGAGAGAAGAUUGAGGUCGAAAUGAGAGGGAAAGAAUCAAAUAAUCUAAAUUUAGAUUCAGUGGUAGACUAUAAUCUAACGGUUCAAAUACAAUUAGUAAGAGUUAAAGAUAAUUACUAUAAAAGUUCAGAGAAAUCGGGACCUUUAUUAUUAUUAUUAUUAUUAUUAUUUUGGGGAACUGUUAAGUACAUU